Messenger RNA from Acanthosepion pharaonis, 984 nucleotides. Lineage: Eukaryota; Metazoa; Mollusca; Cephalopoda; Sepiida; Sepiidae. The record is from the annotation of a GenBank genome assembly.
AUGAAGUCCGAAAGAGACCAGCGGCAAGCGUUGAUCAGAGAACAGGAUCAGGCUUAUCAACUUUCGUUGCUAGCUGAUCGGCGGAAGGAAUUGAAACGACUCGAGGAAGAGGAAGUGCGGCGUAAAGAGCGUCUGAAGAAAUCGGAGGAAGAAUGCAUUCAAAGAAAAGAGGAAGAAAAACGAGCUAAAUUCCUCGAGUCUCUAUCCAAAAAAGUUCCUCCUGAACCGAAAGCAAAGUCAAAAUGGCCGACUGCUUUUAUAAGAUUUCGAGCUCCUGACGGAGCGGUUUUUGCACGUGUAGAUCGCAUUGGCAGGCGCACUUGUAGUAGACACGUCGUCUUUUUGUGUUGUAUUAUAUCUAUACACCGCUUCCAUGACUGUACACUGCUUUCUGGCGGCAAUCCUUUUUACGCUUCUGUGGCACCUUUUUGCUAUGCCAUUGCCACUUGGUACAUGCGCGCAUCGCAGUCGAUGCUGGAUCCCCCAGUCGUCCAGGAAGCGCUCAAACUGUCUGCUGCAGAUGGCACACUUGGUGGUGGGUCAGAACUAUCAGAUCUCGCAGGAAAGGGUUUGCGGGAGUUUCGAAACAAGCGCCGACGAUUCUCGCCCCGUGCCAGCGCGCCAAGUCGUCUUGCCGUGUCGUCUUCUCCACGUCCGCCAAAGGGCACGCUGGAGAGUACUGCCGGGGCGGUAGCUCGGCUUUUUGCUAAGCUGCUUUCCGUCACCUCGGGUCCGCGACGUCUACCGGUAACUCACUCGACCAGUCUUGAAACACGGACCAAGGAGUCUCUGACGAACCCCGAAGGCGUAGCGAAAGCAAGAGAAUGCGUGGGGGUGGGUAGGAGAGGUUUCGCGGCGAAAGAAGUCAAGUGGAGAGUCUACUUCCUUCCGCCGCCUAGCCGUGCUCAAUCCCGCCGACGCUUGCCUCAUCGUCCCAUCGUCCUUCUCCUUCUCCAUCUCGAAGCAACCAAUUCGCAUGCAUAG